GACGACGACGACACUAUAUACGAGUAGGGCGCGCGCUGGUCGGGACACACGUACACUCACACAUACACACAUAUAAGCGCGCAAGCACACGCACGAAAGCUCGCUCGCUCGCUGCUACGCUGCUGCUACGGAAAGUUCAAUAAAUUCCCAUCCUCUGUGGAGUGAGCACAACGCGAGCCGCCGCCGCAUCUCUCACUCUGUCUCUGUAUCUCUCGCGGUAGAGUAGUACGGUCUUCAUCGUACACGUACGGCUAGGAAAAAAGUAGUUGUUCGCGACGCACACACACGCACAGACGCGCGCGCGCGACUAAACGCGCUCCAGAGAGGAUCAUCGCCAAAUACAGUUCGAUAAAAAGAAAAAAACCCGCGAGUGCAAAUAGAUACAAGAUAUCUGUUUGAUCCCAAGAAAGAAAAGUUUGGUUUCAAGUGUUGUAGAUUUUUUUUAUUGUAUUCAAGGGAAAAAAGGAGAAGAAUUAUAUAAAAUUAAUUCAGAAUGUCGUCCGCGGUGGCUAAAGCAUCAAAGUAUACCUAUCGCUCGAGCGGCACCGGCCAGGCCGACGUCAGCUUCGAGUACAGCACCGACCUGAGCGCGCUCUCGAGGCUCGAGGACAAAAUCCGCCUUCUUCAGGAUGACCUCGAAACCGAGAGAGAGCUGCGCCAGAGGAUCGAACGCGAGCGCGCAGAUUUGAGCGUGCAAGUAAUCCAGCUGUCCGAACGCCUUGAGGAGGCCGAAGGUGGCGCCGAAUCUCAGUUCGAAAUUAACAAGAAGAGAGAUACAGAAUUAGCCAAGCUCAGAAAGAUCCUCGAGGAUGUGCACCUCGAGAGUGAGGAGACGGCCCACUUGCUGCGCAAGAAGCACCAAGAGGUCGUCGUCGAUUUCCAGGACCAGAUCGAUCAGCUGUCGAAAUCACGCGCCAAAAUCGACAAGGAAAAGACGAAAUUCCAGCAGGAGGUGUACGAGCUCCUGUCCCAGCUCGACAAUGUCUCCAAGGAGAAGCUCAUGUCCAUCAAGACCGUGGAGAAGCUGGAGAUCCACGUGUCCGAGUUGAACGUGAAGAUCGAGGAGCUGAACCGCACCAUCGUCGACAUCACCAGCCACAAGACGCGCCUAUCGCAGGAGAACAUCGAGCUCACCAAAGAGGUCCAGGAUCUCAAGGUCAACAUCGAGAACGUCAGCUAUCUCAAGUCCCAGGUCGCCAGCCAGCUCGAGGAUGCCCGCCGUCGUCUGGAGGACGAGGAGCGUCGCCGCUCGCUCAUCGAGGCCUCCCUCCAUCAACUCGAGUCCGAGGUCGAGUCCGUCCGCGUCCAGCUCGAGGAGGAGUCCGAGGCUCGUCUCGAGCUCGAGCGUCAGCUGGUCAAGGCCAACGGCGAGGUGUCCGUCUGGAGAUCCAAGUACGAGACCGAGGCCAACGCCCGCGCCGAGGAGGUCGAGGAGAUCCGCCGCAAGUACACCGCUCGCAUCCAGGAGCAGGAGGAGCACCUCGAGACCCUCGUCGUCAAGAUCAACAAUCUCGAGAAGCAAAAGUCCCGCCUGCAGUCCGAGGUCGAGGUACUCAUCAUCGACUUGGAGAAGGCCAACGGAACCGCUCGGGAGCUGCAGAAGCGCGUCGAGCAUCUCGAGAAGGCCAACAUCGAGCUCAAGGCUAGGCUGGACGAGACCAUCCAGCUGUACGAGGCCAGCCAGCGCGACCUGCGCAACAAGGUACAGGAGCUCCAACGCACCAACGCCGAGUUGGACAAGACGCGCGAGCUCAAGGAUCAAUUGGUCCGCGAGAACAAGAAACUUGGCGAUGAUCUUGGCGACGCCAAGAACCAAUUGGCCGACAUGAACCGCAGACUGCACGAGCUCGAGCUCGAACUCCGCCGCCUCGAGAACGAGCGCGAGGAGCUCGCCGCCGCCUACAAGGAAGCCGAGGCCGGCCGUAAGAUCGAGGAGCAAAGAUCGCAGCGUCUGUCCGCUGAAUUGAGCCAACUGCGCCACGAGACCGAGCGCCGUCUCGCCGAAAAGGACGAGGAAAUCGAAGCCAUCCGCAAACAGACGAGCAUCGAGAUCGAGCAGCUGAACGCCCGCGUGGCCGAGGCCGAGAUCAAGCUCAAGACCGAGGUACAGCGCGUCAAGAAGAAGCUCCAGAUCCAGAUCACCGAGCUCGAGCUCUCGCUCGACGUCGCCAACAAGACCAACAUCGAUCUCCAGAAGACCAUCAAGAAGCAGUCGCUCACUCUGACCGAAUUGCAAUCUCACUACGAUGAGGUACAACGCCAGCUCCAAGUUACGCUCGAUCAGUUGGGCAUCAGCCAGCGCCGUCUGCAGUCGCUCACUUCCGAGAUCGAAGAAGUCCGCGGAAACUACGAAUCCGCCCUGCGCGCCAAGCGAUCGGUCGAGCAGCAGUACGAGGAGGCCCACAGCCGCAUCAACGAGCUCACCACGAUCAACGUCAACAUCGCCUCGAGCCGAGCGAAGCUCGAACAGGAGCUGUCCACCUUGGCUGGAGACUACGAAGAGGUGACCAAGGAGCUGAGAGUGAGCGACGAGCGCUACCAGCGCGUCCAGAACGAGCUCAAGCACACCGUGGAGAUUCUGCACGAGGAGCAGGAGCGCAUCGUCAAGAUCGAGACCAUCAAGAAGAGCCUGGAGAUCGAGGUCAAGAAUCUGUCGGUUCGUCUCGAGGAGGUCGAGGCCAACGCCAUCGUCGGUGGCAAGCGCAUCAUCAGCAAACUCGAGGCUAGGAUCCGCGACUUGGAGCUCGAGCUCGACGAGGAGAAACGCCGACACGCCGAGACCGUCAAGAUCCUGCGCAAGAAGGAGCGCAACAUCAAGGAGGUGAUGAUCCAGGUCGAGGAGGACGCCAAGAACAUCGCCCUGCUCCAAGAGUCCCUGGACAAGACUACCCAGAAGGUCAACAUCUACAAGCGCCAGCUGCAGGAGCAGGAGGGCGUCUCGCAACAGAGCGUCACCCGGGUACGCAGAUUCCAGCGCGAGCUGGAGGCGGCCGAGGACAGAGCCGACACCGCCGAGUCGAAUCUCUCGCUCAUCCGCGCCAAGCACCGCAGCUUCGUCACCACGUCCACCGUACCCGGAUCACAGGUCUACCUCGUGCAGGAGACGACGACGUCAACGCAGCAAUUGUAAAAUCUCUCUCUCUCACAACACAACAUUAAAAACAGUAAACGAUAUCAGCCCACAACGAGACCACGUCAUUCUUUGUCAUUGACAAGUAAGUCGAGAGCAAAAUACAACAACGUUUUAUCAUUUCGAGGAAGCAGAAGGCUCAACUUUUUUUAUGUUACCUUUGCAGGCUACAAUUAAAUUAUUAUAUUCGAGCGAGAGAGAGCGACGUCCAAGAUCCACCGCGCGAACGCCGUCAUCAUCGAAUUUUUUAGUUGUAUUUUCAUCCUAUACACAAAAUAAAAACAGACAUUUUUAAUAAAACACCUCAAGUUUGUCUGAUAAAGACUCAACAUUACAAGUCGAGUUUCCUUCCUCUCUUUCUCUUUCUCUAUCUCUAUCUAUCUCUCUAUCUCGCUCGGACGAU
This is a messenger RNA of Trichogramma pretiosum, 3533 nucleotides long. RefSeq names its product paramyosin, long form. The transcript is spliced from 11 exons. The record is from RefSeq and is a predicted model, not a curated record. The coding region runs from base 494 to 3130 and encodes 878 amino acids. Gene Ontology annotation, biological process: peptidyl-threonine phosphorylation; actomyosin structure organization. Lineage: Eukaryota; Metazoa; Arthropoda; Insecta; Hymenoptera; Trichogrammatidae. Gene Ontology annotation, cellular component: myosin complex; cytoplasm; cytoskeleton. Gene Ontology annotation, molecular function: protein serine/threonine kinase activity.